Messenger RNA from Didymodactylos carnosus, 3307 nucleotides. The record is from the annotation of a GenBank genome assembly. NCBI's taxonomy places the organism in Eukaryota, Metazoa, Rotifera, Eurotatoria, Philodinida, Philodinidae.
GGGUGACCAAUAUUAUUGGUUCCAAUAGAUUGGGUGACCAAUAUUAUUGGAUCCGAAUAUUAUUGGAUACCCAAUAGUAUUGUACAAUAUCUCCAAUAACGAUUGGUAUUGGUACAUGCCUAAUUCGAACGGGUCUGACUUCAAUCGAUGUCCGUGGUACAGUGGUUGCAAAGAAGGCUGUAAGCGGCUGGGAAUGAAAGAUUGCAUCACAAUAUGUAUGAAUAUUUGCGGAUGUCAAUAAUAACCAUAUAAAACUAUAGAACACACUCAGGUAUAAUUUUUCUUUGUAUUGCUAAUUUUUUAUUGUUCUUUUAACUUACAUGGAAUCUCAUCAAAACAGACAAAAAUGAUGUUAUGAGCCCAUCCCUGUUUCGUUUUUUGUACUGGCUGUUUUUAUUUUCUAUUUAUCAAUAAAUAAAGCGACAAGAACGCUUUGUUUUUUGUAUUUUGAUUAAAUUACAAAUUAUACUCUAUUGAUAUCUCGGUAAAGCAUGGGUGAGAUUACGUCGAACAAUGCGUAACAAAAGUAGUCAUUACAGUGAAGAGGACAGGGUUGGAGCUGAAAUCGAAUAUUGACUUUCUCACUAGGGAAAAAGAUGAAUCAAUAUUUUUGACAUUAGUGCAAUUAUAUAAAACAUUGAACGGAUGUAAACGAUGCAUAUCGAUACUCCAAGUACUAUUUGAAACAACUUACAUGUUCUUUUAUUUUUUGCUAUUGUUGUGGUUAUAUCCGACGGUGUAAGGUUGGUACGUAAUCCAUUCAAUAUCGGCUUUAGAUAUUCACGUGCUUCUGGUGUAAAACGAUAAAUGCGCUUACCAACUAAAUAUCGUAUAAUCAGUAAAUGUUCUAAUGACGGAAGAUCAGCAUUUACAAUUGCCGUUUCUUUGACGAAAUUCUUAUUGGAUAUAACCCAAUACAAAAAUCUUUCAUACAGACCUAGCAAUAAGAAACGACAUAAAAAGGAUAAUGUGUCUCAAAUGGAUGCACCGCACUUUGUUGAAUGUAUAGAAAAGAAUAGACGAUCUGUUAUGAAAUUCAGAAGAUAAAAUUUAACUGACCAUUCGAUGCUUUUUUAUCCGCUAUAUUUGCUAAAAUAUCAGGCCAUCUGUUACCGAUGGUUGGUACUAAUAUUGUCAAAGAUCGAUCUUUUAGUUGUUUGGAAUAAGUCAUUGUUGCUUUGUCAUGCUGGUAAACUCCAUUAAACGCAUUAAUAAUCAUCGUUUGGCAUGCAUUUGUUUUAACUGAUAACGGGUCAAAAAAUGCCAUAUCGUUCAGAGGCUUGUCUUCAUCUGACGAAAUAAAUUUCUGAAAAAAAGCGUUUAUUAUUCUUUUCAAGUCUUUUCAGGAAAUUUGAUCUUUGGAUGAAUAUAUCGAAGUUUUGUGGGUUUUUAUUGUCGAAAAAAUAUAAGUGGACUUCUGGAUCUGAUCAAAGUUUUUUAGAAACUUUCUGCCUUUGCGAGAAAUUUCAUUCAAAUUGUAAUGAUUUUUUUUCAACAUUCUUCUAUUAAAUAAAUUUUACACCAAAAUUAUGAACAACAAAGCAACUUAUCAUUUUCGAAACCUUUUAAUUACGUAAAAUUUAAGGUAAAGCCUAAAACUUUCUUCUAACGACGACUUACUGCCUCAUACACUUCCAAUAAACUUACCGACGACUUCUCCAGAGAAUCAGUCAACUUAGCAUCGGUCACGUCUUCAAUACAACCUGAAUGAAAAUCACCAUUAACUUUGUAUUACGCAUAUAUCAAGAUGUGUUUAUUCCAUUGCUUUAUCAUGAAUUAUGGGCAGAGUUUAGAAAAUCAUAUAAUGGAAUUGAUCAUAGCAAUGAACAUCAGAUAAAAAUAAAAUUUUACGAUUCAAAUUAUACUGAUCAACAAUCAAAUGAUAAAAUAUUACUAGUACCAAAUAUGGACACAUUAUACUGAUAAUUUAAAUUCACAAUGUCGAGUUUUAUCACCAUAUGAUGUUAUUCUAUUAACAAUUAAUAAUACUAAAUAUUUUGGGAUUAUUGUUUAUACAAGACAUACACGUACAAAAUCGAAAGAAACAGGAGCAACAACAGAAAAUGUGAGUGAUGAUAAAUGGACAAUUGUUCAACCUAGAAAAGGUGAUCAUAAUGUUGAUAAAGUAAUGAACAUUGUACGAUUAACACAUCGAACUACAACCAAACGUCAAAUUACAGCCAUUAUGAAUCUUUCUCAGUGGCCACAAUACAAAAGUUUACUUGCACCAACGCAAAAUGAUCUAUAUUAUCAACUGGCUGAACAGUUACCUGUAACUAUAGACCGUCCUGAUUUCAAUGAAGAACAGAGAAAAGCAAUUAAAGUUGCUGUUAAUAUGUUUGGUGAUAUACAAGAUCGACUUUUUAUACUGCAUGGUCCGCCUGGCACAGGAAAAAGUAAAACGAUUGCAGGCUUAGUGUACUUGUUCCGUCCACCGGAUGAUAAACAUCUUUGUGAUUACUUUUUGGAAUAUAUUGUUUUAACUGAAUUAUGUCAGAAAUUGAAACGUCGUGAAAAUUUUAAUCGAUGUACAAUUGAAAAACAAAUUGAAAAGAAACUAUUAAAAAAUGCGCAAAUAAUUAUAUCAACAUUAAAUUAUACUGCAUCAUCACGUUUAAGAUUAUUAAAUAAUAGUAAGACAGGUGUCUCAUUUAUUAUUGUUGAUGAAGCAUGUCAAGCAUUCGAAGAGUUGUUUCCUAAUGAACACUUUUAUGACAGUCAAUUAACUUAUGGUGGCGUACAUCAAUCUUAUCCGUUAAAACCGUUAUUCCAUGUUAAUAUUCAAGCAUUGAAUCAUAAACAUGAUGCUUUUAAAUCAGCUUACAAUGUCGUAGAAGCAAGAAUGUUAACAAGAGUUUGUCGGUUAAUAGUUUUAUGUUUAAGUGGAAAUAAUUAUAAAAGUUGGAGAUUCAAUUCAGAUGAUGAAAGAAUUAUUUCUACUCAACAACGUAUCGGUAUAAUCACACCUUAUAAGGGACAAGUACGAGAAAUAGAGAAACAAUUAAAAUUAGUUGGUAUUUAUCACACUGAAAUUGGUUCAGUUGAUAGUUUUCAAGGCAAACAAAAAGAUAUUAUAUUAAUAUCAACAGUACGAUGUAAAAAUACGGGCUUUUUAGACAUAUCAAAUCGUCUUAAUGUUAUGUUAACACGUGCCAAAUAUGGUGAAUACAUUUUUGGAAAUUUGACCCAUCUAAAACAAUAUGACCACUGGAAAGAACUAAUUGAUAAUGCUAUAGGACGGAAACUUUUGGUAGAUACUACGGAACCAUUUGAUGCAAUAAAAAUUUUUGAAAAUUUUGUUACGUAA